Capsella rubella is the source of this 4103-nucleotide messenger RNA. RefSeq names its product transcription factor GTE10. The record is from RefSeq and is a predicted model, not a curated record. Gene Ontology annotation, molecular function: protein binding. The transcript has 10 exons. NCBI's taxonomy places the organism in Eukaryota, Viridiplantae, Streptophyta, Magnoliopsida, Brassicales, Brassicaceae. Bases 537 to 3773 code for a protein of 1078 amino acids.
GUAAGUCUCUCUCUCUCCUCUCACUUCUUUCGUUAUUAGAUUUUUUGUUUUUGUUUUGGUUGGCAUUGGAAGCGAUAUAUGGAAGCUCUGGAUCUAGGGUUUUCCAAAUAGAUUUUGGUAGUUCUUAUUCUCUACUCAGUCGAGGGUUUUUCUAGGGUUUCAACCCCCAAUUGACGUUGAGGAAGAUAUCUUCUCAGUGACUUUGAUAUUGAUUUUGAUCGAGGGAGAAAGAAGGAACUUAGACCAAUUGCGAAAUUUCAUUUGGGUAAGCAUACGUGUGCAAUUCAGAGGAAUCCAUCAUCGGAUUUGAUUUGGCAAUCGCAUCUUUGUGAUUCUUUUUUCGGCGAAUUGUGGUACUGGCUCGAUAGCAAGGAGGGUUGACUGUGGAAAAGGAUUGAUUCUCAUUGUUGAAGCUAUCUGCAAGAAUUUUUGGACCAGAAUCAAUAAAAGUAUACUCGCUUGAAUAUUUUUUUAGUUCGUUCUGUAUUCUAGUUCGAGUCUUUUAAAACCAAGAAUUUGAUGGCUGAUAUUAAAUAAUGGGUAAAGCACGGAAACACUCUGGAGUGAAAUCAUCGGGAUUUGUUCCUGAUUACUUGCAAAUGGUUGAGCCUGAUGACUUUGCUUACGCAGGCAGAAUUGAUUCUCAGAUGAAACAUUCAGAGGAGUCUCCUCCAUUGAAAAGGAGACGUUUUGGUUUGAAUGGAGAUAGCCAUGGUGUUCGCAAAGAGGUUUUGUCUUUGUCAACGAUGUCGACAUCUGAGAGAAAGAAUUUAGUUCACAAGUUGAAGAUGGAGCUUCAACAGGUCAGGGACCUUAGUAAGAAGAUUGCAUGUUUCAGUUCAGACACUGUGCUGUUGUCACCAUACAACGAUAUUCAAAGUUGCAGUGAUGGGCCUAAGAGGAUGCCACCAGAAAACUUUGCUACAUUUCCUGGGUCACAGGGGAAAAAGCGUCCUCCUGUACGCAAUGAUAAGCAGCGGACUAAGAAAGGUCCAUCUCGAUUAGAUGUCCCAAUAAGUUCUACACUUGCUUCAGUGAUGAAGGAGUGUGAAACGUUACUCAAUCGUUUGUGGUCACAUAAAUUGGGGUGGCCAUUUCGUACUCCAGUUGAUCCUGUGAUGUUGAAUAUUCCAGACUAUUUCACUGUGAUCAAGCAUCCAAUGGAUCUUGGAACGAUACGAAGCAGGCUGCGUAAAGGUGAAUAUUCCAGUCCUUUGGACUUCGCAGCAGAUGUGCGUCUUACAUUUUCAAAUUCUAUAGCUUACAAUCCACCAGGAAAUCGGUAUCAUGUUAUGGCCCAAGGCAUCAGUAAAUAUUUUGAAACGGGAUGGAAAAGUAUAGAGAAAAAAAUACAUGUGACUAAACCACCAGUCAUUCCUGUAACCAGUUCUGCAUCUCUAGAGUCUGAAAUCCCUUUUGAAGCUGCACCAUUGAGAAAGAAAGCAGUGACGAUGAACGAGAGCAAAUUGAGGGUGGAACCGGUUAAGUUGGUCAUGACAGAUGGUGAGAAGAAAAAAUUAAGCCAAGAUUUGAUGGCAGCAGAAGAAGAUAUCCCACAAAACAUUGUUGAUCUCCUGAGAGAGCAAAGUGGAAGUAAUGGUCAAUCUGGAGAAGUUGAGAUUGAGAUAGAUAUAGAAACGCUUUCUGAUGACAUCUUGUUCAUGGUUCGUAAACUCCUGGAUGACUAUUUAAGGGAGAAAAAUAAAUCAUUGGAAAAGAGCGAACCUUGUGAGAUGGAGAUCGUUCAUGACUCUGGGUUCAGUAAUUCGCCUCCGCAGCCUAGUAAAGGUGAUCUGCAAAUUGACGAGGAUGUUGACAUUAUUGGUGGGAAUGACCCCUCUGUUUCAAGCCAUCCUCCCCUUAAGAUAGAAAAAGAUCCUGCAUGUAGAAAUAAUGAAAGCAGCAGUUCAAGUAGCUCUAGUAGUGAAUCAGGCUCUUCAUCUAGUGAUUCUGGUUCUUGUAGUUCCUCUGGGAGUGAAACAGAUUCCAUUAAAGCUUCAAAACCUACAAGUAGAGAGGGUAAAAAGGAACCAGGAGUUGGAUUAAACAGAAAGGAGGACGAUAGCAACAAUGAGAAGAUAGUUGUAAAUGAUUCUUUGAAUGAAUUUGGUAAACUUGGGCAUGCUGGUGGGGAAAAGUCGACCGUCAUGGAUACACUAGCUGUCUUUCCAGAUGAGGAGACUGCUCCACCUGGGAUGCAAAUUUCCCCAGAUAAGCGUUACCGUGCGGCUUUCUUGAAGAAUCGUUUUGCUGAUACCAUUAUGAAAGCUCGAGAGAAGGCUCUUACCAAGGGUGAAAAAGGGGAUCCUGAAAAAUUGAGGAUAGAAAGAGAGGAGUUUGAAAAACGGCUAAAAGAAGAAAAAGUACGGUUACAAGCCGAGGCCAAAACAGUUGAGGAGGCUAGGCGAAAAGCCAAAGCAGAAGCUGUAGAAAAAGCGAGGAAGGAAAGGGAGCAAGAGAGAGAAGCUGCACGUCAAGCUUUACAAAAGAUGGAGAAGACAGUGGAGAUAAACGAAGGCAUACGGUUUAUGGAAGACCUUCAGAUGCUUAGAUCCUCAGGUGCCGAGGGUAAUCAAUUACCAACUUCCAUGGAAGAGAAGAGUCCUAAUUGUAGUGAGGAUAUGUUGGGUAGUUUCAAGAUGGAAGGCAGCAAUAAUCCAUUGGCACAUCUAGGUCUGUAUAUGAAAAUGGAUGAUGAUGAGGAUGAAGAAGAAGACCUGCCUCACUUAAGCCAAAGAGAAGUAGAAGACCUUCUUGUUGACAGAAGUGAAAAACAGGAACUUAGUCCUCUCAGAGAAGAGAAAGAGGAACAACUUGUUAGCGGAAAUGAAGAAUUGGUCAGCCAUAAGGCACGUGAUGAAGGGAACCGAGAAAAUGAAAAACCCAUCAACAACUCAAAUGAAAGAGAAGAACAUGUGGGGAAUGUGGCAGAACAAGAAAGUGAGGUUGUUGACAAGGAAGAGCAAGAACCUGAAGUAGUCGACAUGAGAGAGCAAGAAAAUGAAGUUGUUGACAUGGGAGUGGAAGAAGAACAUUCUCUCGACAGAAGUGAAGGACGUACACUAAGUCCUCACAGAAAAGAGGGAGAGGACCAACUCGUUAGCGAAGAAGUACAAGAUCAUGGGAACCAAGAAGAUGAAAAACCCGAGAGAGAGGAACUAGUGGGGAAUGUCCUGGAGCAAGAGAGUAGCUUUGAUGACAAAGCAGGGCGAGAAACUGAAGUUUUCGACAUGGGAGGGCGAGAAAAUGAAGUUGUUGACAAGGGAGUAGAAGAAGAACCGCCCCUUGAGAGAAGUGAACAACAAAUACUUAGUUCACACAGAGAAGAGGGAGAGGACCAGCGCGUUGGUGGAAAUGAAGAACUGGUAAGACAAAAGAUGCAAGAUAAUGAGAACCAAGAAUAUGAAAAACCCAUCAACCAAAAUGCAAGAAAAGAAAAAGUGGUGAAUAUGUCAGAGCAAGAAAGUAGAGUUACUGAAAAGGAAGAGCAAGAAACUGAAGUUGUCGGCAUGGGAGAGCAGACAAGCGAAGUUGUCGAAAAGGGGGUGGAAGAAAAUGAAGUUGGUGACAAGGGAGUGCAAGAAAAUGAAGUUGUGGACAAUGGAUGGGAAGAAACUGAAGUUGUCGACAAUGGAGAGGAUGAUGAAACUGAAGUUGUUUACAAGGGAGAGGGUAAUGAAAGUAAAGUUGUCGACAAGGUAGCAGAGCAAAAAAAUUACCUUGUGGAUAAGGGAGAUGAAGAAACAGAAGAUAUGGACGUAGAAAUUGAUUGAUAAGUCUUUUGUUCGGGUCUUGUUAAAAGCAACAUGAAGAAAAGAAAAAAGUGAGGGGGAUGUUGCGCGUUGAUUCUUAUAUGUGAUAUGGCGUAAAAUGGGAUAAAGCAAGCAAAAGAAAGGGAAAGCGAUAGACAUCGAGAAGACUUCCAUACUAACAUCACUAUAGAAGGGAGAGGAGAGUCUGUUUUGCCUAGUUUUAAACCUGACUCUGUUGACAAUGAAUCUAAAUUGAUGAAGAACAAAACAAUUUUGCUUACAGAAAGAUAAUGUCUAAAAGCUUGGUUUAACAUUAAAGCAGCAAAUUGAGUCUAUGUUGAAAUUUGUAAA